AUUCAAGAUGGCUUCCCAAGGUUCCAAGAAAGGAAAAAAGGGGAAAGCAGUUAAAGGAAAGACGUUGAAUCUAAAUGAUUUUCUCUCGGAUGGCAGCAGUGGUACCAGUGCACCGGGAACCAGUUAUGUUAUGAAUAACAAGUCAUGGGCGGACCAGACUGAAGAAGCAGAUGAGUCUGCGUUUUUGGACAGCAAACCACUGCCAAACCGUGCUGCAUUACCGACAGCGCCCCGCAGUGCCCAGCCGGCUGAGCUGGACUUCUCUAAACUGCCAGAUAAACCUCCAUACACCGUGUACUUGGGUAAUAUCCCAUUUGAUGCCGAUGAAGAUGACAUCACACUUUUCCUGAGGGAUUGUAACGUGAGCCAAGUUCGGCUGCCAAGAGAGGGCGAGAGGCUGAAAGGAUUUGGCUAUGCAGAGGUCGAUGACCUGGAGUCUCUGACGGCAGCUUUGGCACUCAAUGACCAGACGAUUAGAUCAAGGCGUAUUCGAGUCGAUGUAGCUGGUCCUGGUCAUCAAGAUGGCAAAGAUGAUCGUACUAGUGGUGACUGGCGAGCAGGGAGGGAUGCAGGAUCUGUUUUUGGUCGAGGAUCUUAUGGUGGCAGAAGAGAUGAUGCAUUUGGUGGAAGUGGAGGAGGUAGUGGUGGUGGUGGUGGUGGUAGCAGUGAGGACAGUGUUUGGAGACGUAAGACACCAGCAGAGGGCAGUAGUGCCUUUGAGAGUAGAGGAGGGGGCAGCCGAGGAUUUGAUGACCGAGGGAGAAGUGGAGGCUUCGACCGGGAUCAAGGGGACCGAGGUUUCGGAAGCAGUAGAGACAAUAGAUUUGGAAACGAUCGCGGGUUCGGAGGGGAUAGGGACCGUGGUUUAGGCGGGGAUAGAGAUCGCAGUUUUGGCGGAGAUAGGGACCGUGGUUUUGGUGACCGCGGUGGUGAUCGUGAUAGAGGUUUUGGUGGAGAUCGUGACCGUGGCUUCGGUGGGGACCGAGGCUUUGGUGGCGAUCGAGACAGGGGUUUCGGAGGAGAUAGAGGCGGUGGAAGAUCACAGGGCUUUGAUAAUUAUUCCGCACCCAGAGAUCGAGGAUUUGGAGAUCGGGAACGAGACAGGGGAAACCGAGACAGAAAUUAUGGGGGUGAUAGAAAUGGCGGAUAUAGUGGCGGAGGAGGAUACAUAAGAAGCGAACAAGACGGAGAAAUGGAAUCGGAACCGCAUAAAGAGAGGAAGAAGCUUGUCCUGACCAAGAAAUCAGACCACUCCGGUGACUCAGGCUCCGGUCAACAGACCAAGUCGGCCAUCUUCGGCGGAGCUAAGCCUGUGGAUACAGCGGCACGUGAGCGUGCCAUUGAGGAGAGACUAGAAAGGGAAAGACGUCUUGAGGAGCAAGAGAGAAUGAAGAAUGAGAAGGAGAGGGAACCAGUCAUGAGAAGGGAGAGGCCAGAGCGCCCUCGCAGGGAGAGCGAAGGAGAGGGCAGAACGAGACACAGCAGCUCUAGCUCAGGCAAAGGAGGACCAAGGCCAAUCAUUGCAAGGAGAGAGAGUGAACGAUCCAACGAGGAUGAUUCUGCUUUCCAUAAAGACGAGCCUCUCUCGCCCACCUCUCCGACCACACCCAAAUCACCUAAGACCCCCAUCUCACCUCGACAAGACGAAAUCAACUUGCAGAAUGUCAUCCCAGCUCCCCCGCCCAAGGAGAACGCUUGGGCCAAGAGGAGCGAGAUUGUUUCGUCUCCUCCAACUGGAUCAUCUCAGAUGUCACCUCCCUCAAGGGAUGUAGAUGGUAGAUAUAAAGGAGAAGGGUCAUCUGACAGGCAGUAUCGAGAGACUGGCCCGCCCAAGGAUAAUGCCUGGAAAAGGGAUGCUAGACCAGUCGGACGUGGAGAGCGUGGUGGGAUGAACAGAAAGCCAGGAGACCAGGGUGGGCCGGGAGCUGGCCGUGGAGAAAGACGAAGGGAUGAUGAUCGACGAGAGAAUAGACGUAGCGAGGGUGACGAUAGACCAGCAAGGAAACAGCCAGCUGAGAUGCCCAAAUAUGAGCAGCCUGCUCCGACGGACUGGAGUCAACCUAACAAGUUCUCUGCGGCACUGGCAGAUGAACUCCAGGAAUCUGAUUAAGCCAGCCUUAGUCACCCACUUGUCAUCAAACCUGUGCAUGGGUAAACCUUAUUAAUCACAGGAGACCUUAUUUUUGUUGGCAUUUUUGAGUAUUUGUAGACUUGUUCCAAGUCCGUUGAUUGAUUGAUAUGAGUGAAGUCUAUGGCUAAUGACAGAUUAGACUUGAACAAAGUCUGCUGAUGGGUUUUUUGAGGUUAGACUUGAUCAAAGUCUUGUAAGUUUUCUUUUUUUCGGUCUCAAAAAGGCCAAGCACAGCAACGUAUCAAUACACAUCAUAGUUACUCAUGUACAAUUCAGUUUUCUCCUGAAACACCUUUUAAAAACAUCAAAGAAUCAUCGUUAAACAAAAAUCAAAAUACUUUUUAUGUCACUUGUAAUGAACUUAUGACCUUAGGUGUUAUACGCAUUUAUCAUUCAUUUUUUCCUUUAUUAUAAAUAACUUUUCAUGAAAAUUUAAAGGAAGACGUAAAGGGUAUUACUAAUAACUUCCUGACUAUUUCAAGUCAAGAUUUUGUUUUGGGUGCUGUUUUUUGUCAGUGUACCUGCAAGAAUAAUCAAUGUGACUUGAUCAUUAAAUAGGAAUUCGUGAACCCCCUUCUGCAAAUGUUAUUUCAGUAAAUUAAAGUAUUUUUAUAUCUCAGCUGGGAAAUGAAUCUCGUUAAAUCAAACUAGGAUACUUGAGCUAGACCCCCCUAAAAACUCCCAAUAAUAACUAAAAAGCGAAAGAAGAAGAACAAAAAAAAUAACAAAUAAAAAAGUUUCUGGUGAACAUGACUAACUCGCAUUAAAACAGGUGAAGAUUGAUACUUAAAUAAAAUCAUGUUAAACUUGUAGGUCCUGCCUAAAUAUAUUUGUGAUGGAAUAUUUGACUUUUGAAGUUUAUGUUUACUCUUUCAGUAUAACAGCAUACCUCGUUAUCGGUGAACGCAUUGGCAUUUUGCCUUAAUCUUUAAUUUAUCAAUCAAUUUAUGGUAAUUUAUAAUGGAAUUUCUUUACUUUUCAGGUUUUUGUUAUUAUUUGAACUUACACAUCGCCUAGAGGAGUUUGUUGAACCGAGCUCAAACUGUCAAUUUAUGGCUGCAACCCCACCCCAACCCCAAAACUGCUUUACAGAAGUCAUGUUAACGAAGAAUUAAAUCACAUUAGUAAAUUGGCUUUUUGGUUUUGAUGUAAAGUGACUAUAAAGAAGAAGUUGAAAAAGCUAUUUUCACGGAAUCUUUGUUAAUAGUGCGAUCCAUUAUGUAACUGUACAUUUGUAAUAAUAUACAAUUUUAAGAUGUACUUUUAUAUUUGUUUGAGACUUAACUGGGGAAAGUGUUUAGUACUGACCUCAGAUGACCAUGGAAUUGGUACCAGUCUGGUCCCUCUGUUGUACUGUGAUAAUCAGUAGUCAAUAUUACCAGUUCAUACAGGGAAUCAGAUAUAAUGGGUAUUAGCAUGCUAAAGGUGUACUAACAUCUGUAGACAGUUACAACUCAAAGAAUUGGUAUCAUAAAAAACAUGUGCACACAGUGUUCUUAAAUAUCAUUGAUAAAACAUCACACAGCAAUUCUACAUAAGCAAGGUAGUAAUGGUAUUCAGCACUGGACACCCUAGUCAUUCAAAACAAACGGGCAAUCUUUAUUUUUUCCGCUUGUGGCAUCAUUAAAAGUAAAGGUAAUACAAUUAAUUAAUUUAAUAAAAUACAAUUUCACAGGUUGGUUAAUAUUGUACAUAUCUAUUUGUUCUAACAACAUGUAGUGCGAUCUUAUUUUGAAUUCCGGAAAAGAAAUGAGCUUUGAAGAGGCAAAGUCCACCUUUGUUUGUUUGUUUGUUGGUGUGUUUGUUUGUGGAACACAUUUAUUCCAAGCAUCGCCUUUUAAGAAAUGUAUCACGUGACUAUUGAUGUAUCGACCCAUAAUGAGUCGUCUCAUAUGGUCGAACAUAAAGCUCACUGACUGUUAACAAUUUAAAUAUUUUAAUUCUUGUUGAUAAAUCAUGACAAACUUAGUGCCAUGAUACAAUUCUUUUAAAAGCUGUAAAUCUGGAAUGAUUGGUCUUGGUGUAAAAUAAAAGCAACGGUGGUCUUUCCUCGGAAGCACUUGCUGUAUCGUAAGACUAUCUUAAGACUAAAA
Asterias rubens (European starfish) is the source of this 4224-nucleotide messenger RNA. RefSeq names its product eukaryotic translation initiation factor 4B-like. Gene Ontology annotation, molecular function: RNA binding. The record is from RefSeq and is a predicted model, not a curated record. Bases 8 to 2110 code for a protein of 700 amino acids. The transcript has 14 exons. Lineage: Eukaryota; Metazoa; Echinodermata; Asteroidea; Forcipulatida; Asteriidae.